Uncinocarpus reesii 1704 is the source of this 768-nucleotide messenger RNA. RefSeq lists its product as uncharacterized. The transcript has 4 exons. Gene Ontology annotation, cellular component: nucleus. The coding region runs from base 1 to 768 and encodes 255 amino acids. The record is from RefSeq and is a predicted model, not a curated record. Gene Ontology annotation, molecular function: DNA-binding transcription factor activity, RNA polymerase II-specific; transcription cis-regulatory region binding; zinc ion binding. NCBI's taxonomy places the organism in Eukaryota, Fungi, Ascomycota, Eurotiomycetes, Onygenales, Onygenaceae. Gene Ontology annotation, biological process: positive regulation of transcription by RNA polymerase II.
AUGGGUGAAACCAAAUCAUCGCCCAACGCCCAACAUCAACCACAGUGCCAAACCUGUCGCAAACGGAGGCUUCGCUGCGAUUCUACAAAACCGGCCUGCAGGAAAUGUAUCUCCAAAGGCUUCGAAUGCCCUGGAUAUGGCACCAAGAAGCCCCUAGUAUGGCUACAGGGAGGUGGCAACCAGAACCAGUAUCUCGGAGAGCAAAACGUUGCCCCAUUCGAACGGAAAGCCAGGAAGAAAGGAAGGCCUAAGCUACUUGUUGCGGAAGAUACCCCUGUCGUACAUGAAGAUAAGGCGAGCAAGCUUCAACUAUCCAAAAUCAGAGGCCUGAAAUCCAGCUCAGAUAGUAUUGCUUCAGAUAUUACCAUCUUCUACCCUCCAGACGUAAAGUUGAUUGUGCGCACCCUGUGGUAUUUUGCAAUUCACAAAGCCGUGCGGUCCCAGUCAAAAGGGCAGAUUGAAUUCAGCAGGGAGGUUUAUCAGUAUAAAGACCGAACCUUCAAAUCACUCACAAAGGACCUCUUAAACCCUCAGGCUCGAUUAAGCGAUGACACUUUGGUCUGUGUCCUCGCCCUUUUUCUGGCUGAGAUGCAGCAAUCAGCCACGGGAGAGUGGUGGCCCCAUUUCGAAGGGGCGAAGAAAAUCAUUGAUCUCCGUGGUGGCCUCAGAUCCGUUUCCCUGCAGAACCCAGGUUUGAAAGCCACUCUGGCCUAUUUCAUGCUGCAAGUUCAUCCUUUAUUCCCCCUAACCUGCGAACCGCCAUGCUGA